CGUGCGGCCCGUGUGUGGGCAGCCGGGUCACACUCUCUUCUUAAGAAAACAGUCCUGCUCCAGGUCCUCACCGCCCUUUGUUGUCCUCCCCACGAGGUGAUCAGUUGAAGUCUCUGUGGUGACAGCACCAGUUUGUAACAGGCUUGUCUUCCACGGUCCUGUCUCAGGCUUGCUGGCAGGCUUGCCUGAAGCUCUGACAAGAGUGGCAGCACAGGCGUCUCAGUGAAAGAAGGAGAGGCAAGCAACAGGAGGCUUCGGCUUGAAGGUCACACUCACUGCCGUCCCGCUGUAAUGACUUGGCUGGAAGAACUAAGCCGGCAGCUUCACAUUUCCUUGCUGGUUGUCCUGCCUGUGCACACAUGGGGUGUUUUGCUUCUUCGUGACCUGGUCAGAUUCCUGGAAGAUAAGGAAGACAUAAGCCAAGCUGCACUGAGUUCUCAGGCUCCCUUGACAACAUGCUGUUGCGAAGUUCAGGAAAAUUAAACCUGGGCACCAAGAAAGGGGAUGGUGAGAACACAGCCCCCACCCCUCGUCCAAAACUCUUGCGGUGCAGAUGCCACCACCAUUGUCCAGAAGACUCAGUCAACAAUAUUUGCAGCACAGAUGGAUAUUGUUUCACGAUGAUAGAAGAAGAUGAUUCCGGGACGCCUGUGAUCACUUCCGGAUGUCUGGGACUGGAAGGCUCAGAUUUUCAGUGCCGGGACACCCCCAUUCCUCAUCAAAGAAGGUCAAUUGAAUGCUGCACAGAACGGAAUGAAUGUAACAAAGAUCUACACCCUACACUGCCUCCACUGAAAAAUAGAGAUUUUGUUGAUGCAUCUGCACACCACAAAGCCUUACUUAUAUCUGUGACUGUUUGUAGUUUGCUCUUGGUUUUUAUCAUUUUAUUCUGUUACUUCAGGUAUAAAAGACAAGAAGCCAGACCUCGGUACAGCAUCGGGUUAGCACAGGAGACUUUCAUUCCUCCCGGAGAAUCCCUGAAAGACCUGAUUGAGCAGUCUCAGAGCUCAGGAAGUGGAUCAGGCCUCCCUCUGCUGGUCCAAAGGACUAUAGCGAAGCAGAUUCAGAUGGUGAAACAGAUUGGCAAAGGCCGCUAUGGGGAGGUUUGGAUGGGGAAGUGGCGUGGCGAGAAGGUAGCGGUGAAAGUGUUCUUCACCACCGAGGAGGCCAGCUGGUUCCGGGAGACGGAGAUCUAUCAGACUGUCUUGAUGAGGCAUGAAAACAUUUUGGGGUUUAUUGCUGCAGAUAUCAAAGGGACAGGAUCCUGGACCCAGCUGUACCUGAUCACAGACUAUCAUGAAAAUGGUUCCCUCUAUGAUUACUUGAAGUCCACCACCCUAGAUAUUAAAUCAAUGCUGAAGUUAGCCUAUUCUUCUGUCAGUGGCUUAUGUCAUUUACACACUGAAAUCUUUAGUACUCAAGGCAAACCAGCAAUUGCCCAUCGAGACCUGAAAAGUAAAAACAUCCUGGUGAAGAAAAAUGGAACUUGCUGUAUAGCCGACCUGGGCCUGGCUGUUAAAUUUAUUAGUGAUACCAAUGAGGUGGACAUACCGCCCAACACUCGAGUUGGCACCAAGCGCUAUAUGCCCCCAGAAGUGUUGGAUGAGAGCUUGAACAGAAAUCACUUUCAGUCGUACAUCAUGGCUGACAUGUACAGUUUUGGGCUCAUCCUUUGGGAGGUGACUAGGAGAUGUGUGUCAGGGGGAGUAGUGGAAGAAUACCAGCUUCCCUACCAUGAUCUGGUGCCCAGCGACCCCUCUUUUGAGGACAUGAGAGAGGUUGUGUGCAUCAAAAAGCUGCGUCCCUCCUUCCCCAGCCGGUGGAGCGGCGAUGAGUGUCUCCGGCAGAUGGGGAAGCUGAUGACCGAGUGCUGGGCGCACAACCCGGCCUCAAGACUGACGGCCCUGCGUGUUAAGAAAACACUCGCCAAAAUGUCGGAGUCCCAAGACAUUAAACUUUGAUCUGAGGGGCUGGGGGGCAUUGCUGGAGAACGUCAGAUCUUCUUUUCUUCGUGGGCAAAGCAAAAAAUGUUCCAGAAGCAUCCACAGUACAAGCCUUGAAGGUAGCCUUGCUUCCCAGUGGGUUCAGCCUCGUCUCUCAGGGAGCAGCCUCGACAAAGAAGUUCCCAGAAACAGAUUCAUCAUGUCUGGAGGAGGUCGAAACUGCUUGGGUAACUUGUUCAAGAAAUGAUGCUUUUUGCUUUCUAAGAAAGCCCCAUAUUUUGAGAUUGCCCCCUUUUAUCCCUGAAAGAUGCUUUAAUUUUGCCAAAAUAUAACAAAUAAUUUAGGUGUUUUAAGGUUUAUACUAGUAUAGUUUAAAUAAGAACAAUGAAAAUUCUUGCCGGAAAUUCUGCUGGAAAGUGAAUUAAAAUAGUUUUUCCAUUGGUAAAAUGUUAUUGCACUCUACACACCAAAAGACAGUCUGUGAAGUUGGAGAAUGCAGAGUGGAACUCUCUGGAAAGCCCCUGCCCCACCCCUCAGACCACUUUGGCCUGCCCGCUCUGGGCGCAGCCUCAGCAAUGUGAAUGCACCUGGGUACAAACACCACCUGCCUGGGACCGCCCGUGGGCGUUCCUGCAGGUGACCUUUUGCAGCUUCAGAGGAUAUGGAACAAAUGAAGACUUUAUGUGAUUCUAGUAGAAGUAGUAAGUGUCAGUGUUCUUCUUCAGAGCCAUGUGGUGUUUCAGACUCUGUUGGGUAUUUCUUUCAUGGUCGAAUCCCUUCCUUUUCAUUAAAUACAAACAAAGCCUUU
Molecule: messenger RNA, 2751 nt
Organism: Artibeus jamaicensis (Jamaican fruit-eating bat)
Lineage: Eukaryota; Metazoa; Chordata; Mammalia; Chiroptera; Phyllostomidae
Gene: BMPR1B
Product: bone morphogenetic protein receptor type 1B
Exons: 12
Coding region: 456-1961 (501 amino acids)
Biological process (GO): cellular response to growth factor stimulus; dorsal/ventral pattern formation; BMP signaling pathway
Cellular component (GO): plasma membrane; signaling receptor complex
Molecular function (GO): SMAD binding; ATP binding; transforming growth factor beta receptor activity, type I
Source: RefSeq, a predicted model, not a curated record